Messenger RNA from Cetraspora pellucida, 1131 nucleotides. Lineage: Eukaryota; Fungi; Glomeromycota; Glomeromycetes; Diversisporales; Gigasporaceae. The record is from the annotation of a GenBank genome assembly.
AUGCCGAAAAAUAAAAAAAAUAUUAUAAAAUCCAAAAAUAAAGAACUUACUGAAUGGAAAAAGGUUCCAAGAAUAAAGAAAUUACAAAAAAUCAGAACAAUACGACAAAUUGAUGAUAUAGAUACACUCAAUGAACCACAUAAAAUUUUGGAUUUAUUAAAGUGUGAUGUACCUCUACGGGUCCAUGAAUACGUUUCGAGGAAAGAAAUAUUAAAUACAGAAAAACAUUGUUAUGAGUGGGCGAAGAAAUUUGGAUUAAUUGCGAAAAAUACCACGAAUAAGGAAUUUAAAGGAAGCAAAUUUGGAUUACUUAUUUGCUACAUAUUUCCAACAACACCCUUUGAAAGACGUUACCUUGCUAUCGAUUUUUUUAAUUGGUUAUUUUUUGUUGAUGAUUUAAUUGAUAAUAAUAAAGAUCUAAAAGGAAAGCCUGAAAAAAUAAAAAUAGUACUCGAUAAAUUCAAGGCUAUUUUAGAUGAUAAACCAAAACCAGAAGAUUUACAAAGCCCAAUAGCUAUUGCGCUAUGGGAUGUGUGGGCUAGAAUGAAAAAAAUGACUACAAAGGCAUGGCAAUUAAAAUUUCGCAAUACUAUUUUACUUUACUUUGAUGCAUGUUGUGUAAAUGCACGGAAUGAGCAUACAAAUAACAUUCCUAAUUCGGUGAAAGCAUAUAUAAAAAUCAGAAGAAAUUCAGGGGCAGUAAUGACUAGUUUUAAUUUAAUCGAACCCUUGCUCGGAGUUCGAAUUUCGUAUGAUAAUCCAGACUUACAAAAUCUUAUGGAUUACUGUAAUGAUCAUAUUUGCUUUACUAAUGAUCUUUACUCGUUCGAAAAAGAAUUAAAGGAAGGUGAAGUUGAUAAUAUUAUUAUAGUUUUACGCUGUCUGCGCCAAUGUUCUUUGCAAGAGGCUAUUACUUAUACAGUGGAUUUAAUCAAUAAGCGAAUGACACAAAUUCAAGAUAUCUUCAAUAGAUUAACACAUUUUAGUUCGGAAAUUGAUCAAGAUAUUAGUAAAUGUGUUAACGCAUUAUUAGAUAUAGUUAUUGGUUCUUUUUAUUGGCAUAAAAUUUCUGGUAGAUAUUCGAUUAAAAAAAAUGAAAAUGAUGGUUUAAGGUUAUCGAUGGAGUUUUAA